AAGAACUUCUGGAAGAGUCGACAGAUUUUAAUUAGUACAUUUUUGCAUGUUCAGGAAAUGAUGGCGGAGGUAUAUUUCAAAUCGACACUGACACUGGGAGCAUCACAAUGCGGGAACCAAUAAUAGAGGCAGGAACAAUUGUUCUUUCAGUCAUGGCAUAUCAGAGGGAAAACAUUGAUCAGUUUGCCACCACUACAGUCACCCUGAAGGUGGUGGAUUCUAGCGAUUACCCUCCAAAGUUUGUGAAGUCCAGUUAUGAAGGCUUUAUCUCAGAGGAUGCAGGUGUGGACAGCCUGGUGCUGGAGAGCAAAACAUCCAACAGAGCCCUCAGAGUACAGGCUACAGAUGAAGACUUUUCUAGUGGCAAUAAUCCUAACCUCAGAUUUGAGAUUGUUGAUGGCACUGACUUCUCAAUCACUGCAGAGGGUUUCAUCCUCAUGGCGAAGGCGGUUUCCCCAGGCACUGUAAAUUUAGAAAUGAGGGUGGUUGACAAAACCAAUGAUGAAUCAAGCACCGCUUCUCUUAGUGUCGAGGUCACUCCAGGGGUUCCCACUUCCACACCUGCCACAACUAUCACGACUUCAUCCAUUAUAACAACAGAGAGCACUGCUAAAACAAAGCUUACAGAAAUCACCACUGCCACCUCGCAACCAGAUAUCACCUCAACUACGCGCCCCAGCACAGGGGGACAGCAGGUGAAAAUGGGUGAGUUUAGUUCGGGCGAUAUGGCGGCUGUAGGGGGCUCUUUGGCUGUGGUUAUCGUUCUCUGCUUAGUUUGCAUUGGACUGAUGGUGCACCGCAUCAAGGGCCAUAACACAGACUGGAAGAAGCUUUCUGAGGCUAGCGUCUUCCAGAGCAAACUUGGUGGAGGCUCAGGUGGUCCUAAAGAGGGUGUGCAGUACAGCAAUGAGGGCUUCCAACUGGAUGAUGAUUCUGGGAGUGUGAAUGGUAAGUUAGCUGCAGACCUGGAGAACAAACUGGAGUCUGGACUAAAGCCGCAGCAGAGACGCGGGUCAGCACAGAAGAUGAUGACCCCCAGCGCUGUCCUCUUGACCACCAGCAGCCCUCAAGCUGACUCCAGCAGCCUGGCAGAAACCAUCGACAGUGAGAAGGAAGUCAAACCAAUCCUGACCAAAGAGCGGCGCAGUGAGGAGGGAUACAAAGCGGUUUGGUUUAAGCAAGAUAUCGACCCCAACACCAAAGAGGAAGUGGUCAUCAUUCCCAACACCGGUGAAGCGGAUGGAGACCGUGAGGAGGAUGAUGACAGCGAGGGUGAAAACAGGCCUGACGUGGAUUCUGGUGAUGAGGAAGGAGUGUCGUCAGAUUUGUAGACUGUUUCUCCCGUGCAACAACUGCAAAACACAUGGACUUGAGUUCAGUUCAAAUGUUAGACACUUUAGUACAGUAGAAACUUUAAAAGAUGUAUUAUUAGUUAGUUGAUUUAUGUGUUCUACGGUUUUUACAAAUGUUUUCCUUUGUCAUAUUUCUUACUAAGGCUGAGUAUCGUUUAAAAAUUUUCGAUACCGAUAACUUGACUUCGAUAUAGGUUCCUAAACGAUACU
This is a messenger RNA of Carassius carassius (crucian carp), 1562 nucleotides long. RefSeq names its product cadherin-related family member 5-like. The record is from RefSeq and is a predicted model, not a curated record. Gene Ontology annotation, cellular component: adherens junction; membrane; catenin complex. Gene Ontology annotation, biological process: calcium-dependent cell-cell adhesion; homophilic cell-cell adhesion; cell-cell junction assembly. The transcript is spliced from 7 exons. Gene Ontology annotation, molecular function: calcium ion binding; cadherin binding. Lineage: Eukaryota; Metazoa; Chordata; Actinopteri; Cypriniformes; Cyprinidae. The coding region runs from base 108 to 1331 and encodes 407 amino acids.